This is a messenger RNA of Lodderomyces pseudojiufengensis, 2357 nucleotides long. RefSeq lists its product as uncharacterized. The transcript is spliced from 2 exons. Lineage: Eukaryota; Fungi; Ascomycota; Pichiomycetes; Serinales; Debaryomycetaceae. The record is from RefSeq and is a predicted model, not a curated record. The annotation marks the transcript as partial.
AUGUUGAUUUUUAAACAAAUAUAUUUAUUACUUUGGUUAUUUAUAACUUCAGUAUUAUCAUUAGAUAUUACGGAAAAUAGAGUAGAUAGAGGAACAAUUGAUUUAAAUGUUGGAGAUAUUACAAUUCAUUCUGGAGCAUAUUGGUCAAUUAUAAAUAAUGCAGUUUCAGCAUUUGUAUCAAGUCUUAAUGUUCAAUCAAAUGCAGGAUUAUAUAUUUCAAGUAUUUCACCAAUGAUUUCAUUACAAGUUACUUUAUUAGGUUUAUUAAAUAAUAUUCAAAAUGAUGGUAUAAUUUCUUUUAACGCUUUAGCUUCAUUAACUUCAUCAACUUAUAAUUUAAUUGGUAUGUCAUUUACAAAUAAUGGUGAAAUGUAUUUAGCUUCAUCAGGAGUUUUACCAAGUGUUGUUAGUAUUACUUCUGCUACUUGGAAUAAUAAUGGUUUAUUAGUAUUUUAUCAAAAUCAAAGGACUUCUGGUGCUGUUAAUUUAGGUACUCCUGCAAUGACUAUAAAUAAUAAUGGUCAAAUUUGUUUUCAUAAUCAAGUUUAUACUCAAAUGACUAAAAUUGAUGGUACUGGUUGUAUAAUAGCAGAAGAAAAUUCCUCAAUUUAUAUUUCAAAUGCCUUAUUACCUGUAUCAACAGGUCAAACAUUUUAUUUAAAAGAUGGUGCAUCAUCAAUUAUUGUUCAAGCUCUUUCAACUCCUCAAACUUUUAAUAUUAAAAAUUUUGGUCAAGUAAAUGGUGUUUCAAAUAAAAUUGGUUUAACAAUUCCUUUAGUUACUAUUCCUUUUAUUAGUCAAGCUUAUGAUUAUAAUUCUGGUACUGGUAUUUUAACAUUAAGAGGUGCAGGUUUAUUAUCACAAAGAUUUAACAUUGGUUUAGGAUAUGAUAGUUCAAAAUUUCAAAUUGUUACAGAUAAUGGAGCAGGAAUACCAUCAACUAUAUUAGGAUCUGUUGUUUAUAAUGGACCACCACCAAAUCCAGGUUUACCAUCUCAAUGUAUCGCCUGUAAACCACCACCAUCUAUUCCAGGUGCUGAACCAACUGAAUAUACUACAACUAUUACAACAACAAAUACUGCUGGUCAAACAAUAACUCAAACUGGUAUUGUUGAUGUUAGUACUGAUUCUGCUGGUUCAUUCACAAGUACUACAAGUUUUUUUUCAACACCAACUGCUUACACAACAACUUGGACUACAACUGAUUCAACAGGUGCAACUCAAACUGAAUCUGGUAUAGUUACUCAAUCAGGAACUUCAAUAAGUACUUACACUACAUUUCCACCACCAAUUACAACUCAAUAUACUACUACUUGGACUACGACAGGAACCGAUGGAUCAGUUUCAACAGAAUCAGGUAUUGUUACUCAAUCAGGAACUUCAUUAACUACAUUUACUACAUUCCCACCACCAAUUACUACUCAAUAUACUACUACUUGGACUACGACAGGAACCGAUGGAUCAGUUUCAACAGAAUCAGGUAUUGUUACACAAUCAGGAACUUCAUUAACUACAGUUACUACUUUCCCACCACCAAUUACAACUCAAUAUACUACAACUUGGACAACUACUGGAACAGAUGGAUCAGUUUCAACAGAAUCAGGUAUAGUUACUCAAUCAGGAACUUCUUUAACAACAGUUACUACAUUCCCACCACCAAUUACUACUGAAUAUACAACUACUUGGACAACCACUGGUACAGAUGGAUCUGAAAUUACUGAAUCAGGUAUAGUUACUCAAUCAGGAACUUCUUUAACAACAGUUACUACAUUCCCACCACCAAUUACUACUGAAUAUACAACUACUUGGACAACCACUGGUACAGAUGGAUCUGAAAUUACUGAAUCAGGUAUAGUUACUCAAUCUGGAACUUCAUUAACAACUAUUACAACAUUCCCACCUCCAAUUACAACUGAAUAUACAACUACUUGGACAACAACAGGAACAGAUGGAUCAGAAAUUACAGAAUCAGGUAUAGUUACUCAAUCAGGAACUUCUUUAACAACAGUUACUACAUUCCCACCACCAAUUACUACUGAAUAUACAACUACUUGGACAACCACUGGUACAGAUGGAUCUGAAAUUACUGAAUCAGGUAUAGUUACUCAAUCAGGAACUUCUUUAACAACAGUUACUACAUUCCCACCACCAAUUACUACUGAAUAUACAACUACUUGGACAACCACUGGUACAGAUGGAUCUGAAAUUACUGAAUCAGGUAUAGUUACUCAAUCUGGAACUUCAUUAACAACUAUUACAACAUUCCCACCUCCAAUUACAACUGAAUAUACAACUACUUGGACAACAACAGGAACAGAUGGAUCAGAAAUUACAGAAUCAGGUAUAGUUACUCAAUC